This is a messenger RNA of Caenorhabditis elegans, 1363 nucleotides long. It is a transcript of the gene F26E4.4, whose product is annotated as DNA-directed RNA polymerase III subunit RPC4. Gene Ontology annotation, molecular function: DNA binding. NCBI's taxonomy places the organism in Eukaryota, Metazoa, Nematoda, Chromadorea, Rhabditida, Rhabditidae. The record is from RefSeq and is marked reviewed. Gene Ontology annotation, cellular component: RNA polymerase III complex; nucleus. Gene Ontology annotation, biological process: transcription by RNA polymerase III. The transcript is spliced from 4 exons. The coding region runs from base 6 to 1232 and encodes 408 amino acids.
GCAUCAUGUCGAAGCCGGGACGCCCAAAUUUGUCCCUGGCUGGCAAGCGAGAGGCUCCCGCUCAACAGAAAAAUAAUCGUGGAGGUUCUACAUCGACAAGAGGAGCUGGGAGAGGCCGUGGUGCUCGAGGUCGAGGAGCAGGUCCCCGUCCCAAGCAAGAGCUUAUACAAACUGGAGGAGUAUUUUCUGAAGGUCUAGGAGGCGAUUUCCCAUCUAGGAAGAAGGAUAAAGAUUCAGAUGCUUCGCAGUUUUCGUAUUCAAACCGAGAAAAAGGAAGCGGAGCGCCUUCUUCAUCAACUGGUGACCAUAACAAAGAAGGGAAAAAAGAAGAGAAAAACGUCGCAGGAAAAGCAUCUUUCGAAGGCUGGGAUGCUUUGUGGUGCAGUGAUGAUGAAGGAGAUAAGGAAGAACUCAAAGCACUGAUGCCACCACCAUUUAUCAGUGAUCUGAGAAGAGGAAACAUAAUGCCGGUUGUUUUGCCUUCUGAAGAUCAACCACAGUUUCUGAACAUCAUAAACAAAAGUGCACGCCUUUCAUUGGAAGAAGAUGAAGCUCCGAUUGAUGAGAAAAAGCCGCUUAAUACCGAAUCAGGGCCAAAAUCACGAAAAGCGACUCCUGAACAAUUGAUCAAUAUGUUAGAAGCUUCUUCUAGCGAUCUUCUUCAUCUCCAGCUUCCAUCCGUUAUCGGAUCUAUAUGUAAUAAUAUCGAAGCAAAUGUGGAAGCGUCAAUGGAAGUGGAUGAACCAGACAAUGAUGUUCCAACUGGAAUCGUCUCAGCUCCACCUCCACCAUCCGGUCUGCCACAAAACCGAAAAAUUGGAAAGUUGCAAGUCACUCGUAAAGGACGUAUGAUUCUGAAAAUCGGUGGGCAUUCAAUAGAUAUCACAUCAAAGCCAACUACUGGGAAGAAACAAGGAACUGUUCUUCUUGAAGUUGAUCCAAAUGCUGAUCAACUUCAAGCACCAUCCACAUUUUCUAGUGCUCCAGAAAUGAUUAAUUCGCUGUACCACCUUGGAAAUGUGAAGCAUAACCUGGUUGGAUCAAUGACCUGGGGAGCAUUGAAUGAAAAGUCGAAGCGAAUUGAUGACGCAGGAGAAAUAAACGACGUUGAAAUGAGAGAUGAUGAGGUUUCUGACGCAGUUGACGAAAAGAAAAUUGAGCAACUGGAAAAAGAACAGAGCAAAUGGGGAGCUCUCGCAGAAAAAUGGGCUACUGGCUUACAAACAUCAUAAUUUUAUAAUAAUCACUUUGAUAUUUACCAUCACCAAGUCGUUGUUGUUGUUGCCAAUUUAUUGUUAUCCAGUUUUUUUGUUCCAUUUCAUAUUUAUCACGUUUCAUCUUUUAGUAAAACAAUUUCAUUUUG